CUCCUAAUCUUUUUCAAAAUUCUUAUAUGCUUCCAAAUAUAUUUGAAUUAGAUCGCAAAUCGCUAUCACACAUAUUUCACUUUCCCACGCCGCCGUGCGUGAAAAAAAUGAUCGAACGAAAUACCGAAAAGCGAAAGCAGAGAGUGAGCGAAGUCACCUGGAGAGGGAUCACUCGUCCGUUUCUUCACUCUGUUAUUUUCAGUUCUUUGAUUGACUUCGAUUUACCGGAAAUCUUAUGCUUGAUCCGCUGGGAAGUGCGAACUCCGGCUGUUGGUGUUCCCCGGAAACGUUGAAUUCAUGUCGAUAAGUCAUAAAACUAGGGUUUCUUUGCCGAAAGAUACUUCCUUUUUGCCAUUUAAGGCAGCUUUUGCCCUGGGGAAAUGAGCCUACGAGUGUCCGUAGGAUUUAGGGUCUGGUUGAUCAACGACUACGAUUUCGUCACCGGAUGGAGGGAGAUAGCUUCUUAGACCUGCACCUGCUUAUUCUGGGAUGCACCCAUGGAUUAUGAUGACAAUGAUUUCCAAAACCAGAAUUUUCAGUUAGGUGCUGAAGAGAAUACCAAAUUUCCUCCAGGAUUACGUUCAUAUGCCCUUCCCAAGUUUGAUCUGGAUGACAGUCUUCAUGUCCACCUAAGGUUUGAUAGUUUGGUUGAAACUGAGGUUUUACUUGGUAUCCAAGGUCAAGAAGAAAACCAGUGGAUUGAAGAGUUCUCACGGGGAAAUAGUGGGAUAGAAUUUAGUUCAGGUGCUACUGAAUCUUGUUCUAUUUCGAGGCACGAAAAUGUUUGGUCUGAGGCUACAUCCUCAGAAUCUGUUGAAAUGUUAUUGAAAUCUGUUGGGCAGGAUGAAAUGAUCACAGGAAAAACUGUUAUCAAGGAGUCAGAUGCUUGUGAUGGAGUCGGUAGAUUAACUAGUCAAAUGGAACCCACUUUGAAUCAAGAUGGUGCCGCUCCAUCAAAUAUUGGGGAUACUAUAGAUGCAGGCCCUAUAUUACCACCUGAUGAGUGUCUGGAGAGCUUUUCAGGGUUAAGUCAGGAUGUCGUGGACAUGUUGCCCCAGGUUGAGAUUGAGGCUACACCUCAAACUCAAAAAUGUGAAAAAUCUGACUGUGAAAGUUUGAGAGAUUUGGAUCCAAGUAUGAUUGGUGAAAAGUUGACCUCACCAUUGAGUGAGGGUAACCUGGUAAUUGACAAAAAAUGCAGUGAUGCAAAUGAGAGGGAAGAUGGUUCUCUGGUUGUUAAAUCUAAGGAAAACAAGCCACAGGACAAUUCAGCAACAUCUGAGAGCAUGCAAGUUGAUAACUUGUUUAUCUCUGUGCAGAGUCUUGUUUCAAGUGUUGAUGAGUUUAACACCCAAGAUAAUCAACAGGAGGCAAAGGAUGGUUCUGAGCAGAUUAUCACGUAUGAGAAUCAGGAUGCUAAGCAAGAACUUGAUUCUGGGAAAAAUGUGGAAGACCAAGUUCUGAGUAAGGAUGUUCAUCUGGAUGAUCAAAAUUGUAAAGGAAAUGCAGUUGCAACUAUUGCCAAUAAUCUAGAGAACCAUUCAAGCUCUGUGCUGGAUGUUGAUUCCACAGUGCAGUUAAAGGAAGGAUGCAGUGAGUGUUUAUGUUCUGAACAACCUGUUGAGGUCAGCAAAAAUGAGGUUGUGGUUUUGCCCAAAAGUGGUGAGAUAGGUGAUAAAAUUGUAGAGACACAUGACUCUUCAUCUAUGUUGGUAAAAGGGGAUGAUAGUCUUGAAGGAACUGCUGUUAACAUCUGUGAUAGUGAUGAAGGAAUUCCAUCCAGUCCAGUGUUGGAGAUUGACUCUCUAGCACAGAUAACAGAGGGACAGGGCCCAAUUGUAUCUUCUGGGAAUCAGGAACACUUGUUAGAAGAUGAUGGCCACAAACUUGAAUGUGGUGUUUCGGUCUGUAAUACUGAGACAUCUUUAUUGAAAGUGGAAGACAACAAACUGCUUGAAACCGAGUUUGACUUUAGCAGCAAUAGCCAUAUUGGAAGUCCUUCCAUUUUGAUGGCAGAGAUCUGUUCCUCAACUAACAUAACACAUGAAACACAAGCAACUGAAGAUAUAGAAAAUGGUCAUAAUGGUUUGGGAGUUCAGUGUGAUAAUGACACUUCAGAGGAUCAUGUUUCAAUUUCCGUUAAUGUUGAAUCAUCACAAACUUGUAGAAGUAGUUCGGUCAUUGAGCCCAGUGAUGUUUGUAAUAUUCAUAAAGAUGUUCCUGUUAUUGAAAAGGAGAAUGAGAGGAUGACUACUGGUUCAGGUAACAAUGAAAGUGAAAAUGCUGGCUCUCUUGUUAUGGACAAGUGCAUAGCAUCUUUAUCUCAUGGUCAAUGUACUGCUGAAGCUGAUGUGGUUGUUCAUGUAUCAAAGUCUGAUCCGCUUAUUGGCAAUGAAUCAGGAGAUGGCAAGUCAUCUUUAUGUGUUGGGAAUUUCACUUGCUUGGAAAAAAGAGAAGAAUCUGUAACUGAAACACUUACAGGACCAAGUUUGUUGGUUACAAAUGAAUGCUCUUCCAUGCCAAGUGAGCCGGUUUCUAUUUCUGAAGAUGAAAAACCUGCAUCUUGUGAUGGUGUUGGAGAGCAACUGCCUGAGUCAUUUUCCCAGUCCUCAUUAUCCACUGAAACUGUUGGUACAAAUUUCCAUAAUGAACCUGAAGCUGUGGUAGCUGACAAAGUUAAUCAAGACCACUUUGGUGAAUUGGAAACUCAACCUAGUAUCGAUGAUUCAGUUCUGAAAGAAAACAACGGUGCUGGUGAUACAAGAAUUUCUGCUGAGAAAUGCAAAGAGUCAUUCUCGAAAACCACAGGAAGAAAUCCUGAUCAUGGACAGAACCUGACACAGACAGAAAUGCCAUCCAUAGAGGUGUCCUCCCAUAAUGUUGGACUAAAGGAUAAGGAAGAAAAGAAAUCUAAUUUAGUAGCUGGAGGCAACAAUGACCAACAGAACAUCCUUGUGCAUGCCAAAGAUGUUCCUGUAAAUGGUAGUGAGGUCUCCUUUAAACCUGCUGCUGAUUUCCAAGACCAUCCUCUGGGAGUUGGAGAUAGUAUUCCAGGUUCUGAUGAAUGUAAUUGUGGUUCACCCAUUGUUAUUAGUUCAAGUGAACUUACUCAAAAUAACAAAGAAAAACAGGAGGGGCAGAAUGGUUCGUUAGACCAGAAUGCCUGUGUUUCUGAUUCUGUGGAGGAGAUAGGCUGUAAAAUGGGAUCUAGCGCUAAUGAUCUUAAAGGGAAUGAUGCGACUGAGAAUGAUAGAAGCUUCACUUUUGAGGUGAGUGCACAAGCUGAUUUGCCUGACAGAGAGACUGACAGGGGAUGGAGACCAUUUCCCUGUAUUCAGCCCUAUGAAUUUCCUCAGGCCGUGGAAGGUUCUCCAACAACAUAUGGAUUAAGCCAAAUGGAUCCUAAGGUGUUACAAGAAACUUCUCAGGGAAACCAUCAAGCAUCUGAAGUGGAAGAUCUACGUGCUAGUUCUAAGGGUACACCUGAGCCUAAAAGUAGGAGAAGAUCUGGCAAAGCAACUGACAGAGAAGCUGCUAAAGAUGGGAAGUCUUUAAAAGAUCCUCCCAGGCAGACAAAGGAUAGGGGUGGAAAUUCAUGCAAUGUAUCUUCUAGCUCACGUGGGACACUAAGCCAGGCUGUUCAAGGUGAAGAAAUGAGAUCCUAUGGGUAUAUUGAAGGCAGUGUUGCAAAACCUUGUGGUGUUCCAACUGUUCAGACAUCUACCUUGCCAGAUUUGAAUAAUUCAGCUUCCCCAUCCUUGCUGUUUCUGCAGCCUUUCACAGAUUUACAACAAGUGCAAUUGCGUGCUCAGAUCUUUGUUUAUGGAUCUUUGAUCCAAGGAACAGCACCUGAUGAGUCAUGUAUGGUUGCAGCCUUUGGUGAUUCUGUAUUGAACUUCACAGAUGGUGGAAGAAGCUUAUGGGAUAAUGUGUGGCAUGCCUCCUUAGAGAGGCUUCACAAUCAGAAAUGCUUGCACAGUAAUCCUGAGACUCCUCUGCCAUCACAUCUAGGUUCAAGGGUUUCUGAACAAUCAAGUAGGCAAAGUUCUCUCCAAAGCAAAACCCUUUGUACUCCUAGUCGAUCUGGUGGUAAGGGUAAUCCUUCAGCAACUAUAAAUCCUGCAAUUCCCCUUUCACCCCCCUUGUGGAGUAUUUCAGCCCCUUCCCGUGAUGGAUUACAGCCUAGCAGCUCACUUCUGGAUGCUAGUCAGGCAAUUUCUCCAUUGCAUCCUUAUCAGUCUCCGCACAUAAGGCAAUUUGUGGGAAAUACCAGCCCCUGGUUGUCUCAAGCCCCUUCUGCUGUGCCCUGGAUUGUUUCUCCUCCAACUUCAGUGCUUGAUGCCAGUGCUCAUUACUCUGCCUUUCCCAUUUCACAACCUGGUCAGACCUCUAUCCGAGAGUUAUCAGUACCUCAAACCUCUGGUAUGCAGCAUUCCCCUCUGAGUUCUUCAGUUCCUUCUGGGGGUCCUGGACCUCUGCUUGAGGCAAAAAGAACAACAGUGUCACCUAGCAAGAAUGGUUCUGCUGAUCCAAGACUUAGAAAGAGAAAAAAGAAUCUAGCUUCUGAAGAAGAUGGCAGCAUCUCUUUGGUUGCCCAGCCUCAAACUGGAUCAGUUUCAGCUGCAGUAGUUACUUCUGUUGCUACCAUAACCCCUGCCGUCUCUACAGCUAAAGUUGUUACUGCAAAUUUAACUGCUUCAUCCACAUCUUUGACACAGCACCAGAUAAUAGGGGGUCAGGACUUGGACCAGAGGGUUAUCUUUUCAAAAGAGUCAUGCAGUAAAAUUGAACAAGCUAAGCAACAAGCAGAAGAGGCUGCUGCUCUUGCUGCUACUGCAGUCAGGCACAACCAGAGCAUAUGGAGUCAGCUAAAUGUGCAGAAGACUUCUGGUUUGAUUUCAGAUGUUGAAGUUAAAUUAGCUUCUGCAGCUGUUGCAGUAGCAGCAGCUGCUUCGGUUGCAAAGGCAGCAGCAGCAGCUGCUAAGGUUGCAACAGAUGCUGCAUUGCAAGCUAAACAGAUGGCUGAUGAGGCUUUACUCUCAAGACGAACUGGGCAUCAUGCUCAAACUACUGAAGCUUCUUUCUCUGAUAGUGUGAAGAAUAUGGGAAUGGUAACACCUGCAUCAAUCUUGAAGUGUAGAGAUAAGAUCGACAGUUCGAGUUCAAUCAUUUUUGCUGCAAAGGAGGCUGCUAGGAAAAGGGUUCAAGCUGCUUCAGCUGCCACAAAGAGGGCAGAGAACCUGGAUGCAGUGGUGAAAGCUGCUGAACUGGCAGCUGAAGCUGUAUCACAGGCAGGAACUAUUAUUGCAAUGGGUGAUCCUAUACCUUUGGCAAUGAAUGAUUUAGUAGAAGCUGGUCAAGAUGGUCAUUGGAAAGUACAACAAGUCUCUUCAGAGAAGUUUUCUAAGUCAAGCAAUACAAAUGAAGGACAAUCUAACCUGGAUUGUGUUGGAGAAGGUCUUGAUAAUUCUGCUUCUCAUUUGAAUGAGCAGUCAUCAAGGAAGCAAGAAACAGAACGAGUUACAGACCCGGGAAAGUUAUCUUCAAAAGAGCUGUCUAGGCCACUGGUGGAGAACCACAUGGGAUUGGUGAAUGGCGUUAGGAGCAGCGAAAAGGGAUUGGGGGGACAAAAAGGUCGUAAAGCAUCUGAAUCUGCCAAAGCCAUUGGGAUUGUCUCUGAAUCUGAGAUUGGAUCAAGAUUUGGUUCUGUUCCUUUCCAAAAUAAGGACCAUGAAGGAAAUCACUCAGCAAGGUCUUCAAAAGAGAGUAGCAUUAAAGAGGGUUCUGUUGUAGAGGUUCUUUCUGACAAGGAUGGUUUUAGGAGGGCCUGGUUUGCUGCCAAGGUACUAAGUUUGAAGGAUGGACAAGCUUAUGUUUGUUACACUGAAGUUCUGCCUGAUGAAGGCUUUGGUCAGCUAGAAGAGUGGGUGCCACUUGAAGGUGAAGGUGAUAUACCACCAAGGGUGCGGAUUGCUCAUCCUCGGACUGCCAUGAAAUUUGAGAAGACAAGAAAGCGACGUAGAGCAGCCAUUGUUGACUAUGCUUGGUCUGUUGGAGAUAGGGUGGAUGCAUGGAAACGUGAUGGCUGGUGGGAAGGAAUUAUUACAGAAAAGAGCAAGGAAGAUGAAACGUCUUUGACUGUCCAUUUUCCAGCUCAAGGUGAUACAUUGGUUGUUAAAGCCUGGCAUCUUCGACCAUCUCUCUUUUGGAAGGAUGGGCAAUGGAUUGAAUGGUCCCGUUCAAGGGAAGAUAACCCCUAUGUUCACGAGGGCGAUUCUCCUCAGGAAAAGCGGCCAAAGUUGGGAAGACAUGGAGCUGAAACAGAUGUUGCAGUUGAGGUGAGUGGCAUAGACAAUACAGGGAAACCUGAGGAGGCAAGACCUCUGGCUUUAUCUGCUAAUGAAAAAAUGUUUACUGUUGGGAAGAGUACCAAAGAAGGAAAUAGUUCUGAUGCUCCCAGAACAAAGAGGACUGGUUUGCAGAAGGAAGGUUCUAGGGUUGUUUUCGGUGUUCCUAAACCUGGAAAGAAAAGGAAAUUCAUGGAAGUAAGCAAACAUUAUAUUGUAGAUAAAGGUGGCCAGACAACUGAAGUAAAUGAUUCAAUUAAAUUUACAAAGUACUUGAUACCUCAAGGAUCAGGACCUCGUGGAUGGAAAAAUACUUGGAAAAUUGAUUCUGCAGGAAAACAAGCAUCUAAAUCCAAGCCCAAGCUGCUUAAGUCAGGGAGAACAGGUGGAAACAAUUCUGAGAAAGAUAGUUCUUCAAUGUCUGUCAUCUCUGUCUCAAAGGAUGGCACUGUGCAUGGUCAUACCAAAGCUUCUGUUAGCCAUGAUGAACACAUGUCAGAAAAGAAAAACCAGUUGGAACAUUGUUCUCUUUCUGAUAACAACAAAGCCGCCGAGGAUUCAACCUUAUUUUCUUCAGUUGCUCGUGCAUCUGAUGCUCCUUCCUCCAAGAAGAAGUCCUCUUCUAUUGAAACCACCCUGAGGACUAAAGGAAAAGCUGCACCUUCUGGUCAGAAGUUGGCUAGAAGUGAAGAAAAGGAUGCUGGUCAGUAUGAUAAUACUGCAAAACAAGUUCCUGAUGUCAUUGAGCCUCGGAGAUCAAAUCGGAGGAUUCAGCCAACAUCAAGGCUAUUGGAAGGGCUACAGAGCUCCUAUAUUAUCUCCAAGAUACCUUCUGCUCCACAUGACAAGAAUACCAAAACUCAACAUAGAAGUGCUCCAUCAUCAAGGGGAAAUAACCACAGCUAAGAGGAGCUUCUGCCAUGUGCCAAGAACUAAACCAUUGAGUGCCAAAUAUCUUCUGUAGUUUGUGUAAAUAGUAAUUGUCAGAUUUUAGGAGAGAGCCAUGGAAAACCAUUAUUUUUUCUUGGGUUUCACAUGUAAUGUGCGAUAAGAGGCUUAUACCAAAUUUAGUUUUUUUUUUGAACUAGUAUGAGCACUGCUUUCUCUAGGUUUCUUCCCAAAGAAAAUAUUUUAUAGGAAA
Molecule: messenger RNA, 7488 nt
Organism: Nelumbo nucifera (sacred lotus)
Lineage: Eukaryota; Viridiplantae; Streptophyta; Magnoliopsida; Proteales; Nelumbonaceae
Product: protein SWOLLEN 1-like
Source: RefSeq, a predicted model, not a curated record